Pungitius pungitius (ninespine stickleback) is the source of this 4382-nucleotide messenger RNA. It is a transcript of the gene lamb3, whose product is annotated as laminin subunit beta 3. Gene Ontology annotation, cellular component: laminin trimer. The transcript is spliced from 22 exons. The record is from RefSeq and is a predicted model, not a curated record. The coding region runs from base 113 to 3658 and encodes 1181 amino acids. Gene Ontology annotation, biological process: cell migration; substrate adhesion-dependent cell spreading; animal organ morphogenesis. NCBI's taxonomy places the organism in Eukaryota, Metazoa, Chordata, Actinopteri, Perciformes, Gasterosteidae.
CUUUAUAAAGCAGCAGCUUGGCAGUGCCGCAGAUUAAAAGAGCAAAACAAUACGUUCAAAGACCCCAUACUACUGGGUCUCAUCAGCAAAUACAGAUACUUGCUGACAAUUUAUGUUAUUUUUUUCUCAUUUGUUCCAGACUCUUAAAUUGGAGGGACGAAACAUGAGAAUACUUUUACUUCUAACUGCCAUCACUGCAGCAUCACAAGCCCAGACUGACUGCUCUCGGGGGGCUUGUUACCCCCCCAGCAAUGACCUGCUGUUCGGCAGGGCUCAGCUGCUCCAUGCCUCCUCCACCUGCGGCCUCAUGGGCUCCGAGAUCUACUGCACCCCAUACCAACAGAGGAAGAUGGAGUGUUGUCCAUGUGACUCCAGGAACCCAAACAGUAAGCUGGCCCACACUGUGCGGGACGCCCUGCCCACCUCUGGUCCGAAUCGGUGGUGGCAGUCUGUGAAAGAAGUGAGCCCGGUCACUCUCCAGUUGGACCUGGACAACCUUUUCCAGCUCGACAACGUGGUGCUCAACUUCAAGGGUCCUCGUCCCGGUUCCUUUGUCAUCGAGAGGUCGCUGGAUAACGGCCGGUCCUGGCAGCCUGCCCUCUACUUGGCUACUGACUGUGGAAGAACUUUCCCUGGCAUCCCCACAACGUCGCCUCAGCGCCUAGAUGACCCAUACUGCUCCACACUGCCCCCUACUGGGGCAAACCCCUACCAGGACCACCAAAUCACAUUCAGUCCUCUGCGUCAGUAUGCCAAUGUCCCCACUACUAAAAGCCAAAUAAUAGAAGAUGCGUCUCCGUUAACGGGUCUGAGGGUGAGGUUCACCGAGCUGGGAGACGUGCCGCGUCCUCCGGGCAGAGCUUUCAGUAGGUUCUUCGCCCUGAGGGAGAUGAAGGUGAUGGGCAGCUGCAUGUGUCACGGACACGCCAACCAAUGCCUGCCCGACACCAGCAACAACCUGCUGCCAGACAGCGUGCAGGUUCACCCUCGGUGUGACUGCCAGCACAACACAGCAGGGGUCAAUUGUGAGCGCUGUGCGGACCUCUUCCAGGAUCUGCCCUGGAGACCUGCUGAGGAUAGCAACCCCCACAUCUGCAAACGCUGUGAGUGUAACAACCACGCCCAGCGCUGCCGUUUUGACCAGGCACGGUAUGAGGCCACUGGGCGGAGGAGUGGAGGUGUAUGUGAGAGCUGCAUGCACCACACCACGGGGCCAAAGUGUGACCAGUGUGCUCCGGGCUUCCAGACGAACCCCCGCAGCCAAAUGGACCGCCCCGACGCCUGUAUCCGCUGCAUCUGCAACACCGAGGGGACAGUGAAUGGGGGCCGGUGUGACGAAAGCACUGGAUCCUGUCUGUGUAAAGAGAAUGUUGAAGGUCCCCGCUGUGACCGCUGUAAGAGAGGCUACUACAACCUGAGCCCCUCCAACCCCCUGGGCUGCUCCGAGUGCUCCUGUUCUACAGACGGCUCCCAGUCGGAUGCUUGUGACCCGAUUACUGGCAAGUGUUCCUGUCGCUCCCACUUCCAAGGCCUGAAAUGUGAAGUGUGUUCACAAGGCUACUGGCAACCGCCCUUCACAGGAUGCUGCCAACCCUGCGGCUGUGACUCUACCAGGUCAUACGGUGAUACAUGUGACCAGUUGACAGGUCAGUGUCAGUGCAGACCAGGCUUUGGAGGCCUGAAAUGUACAGAGUGUGCAGAGAACACGUACGGAGACCCCCUAAUCGGCUGCAAAUUGUGCCGCUGUGAUACUGAAGGAACUCGUUCAGAGGUUUGCGACAAGCGGACAGGCGCCUGUUUGUGUCGGCCCGGUGUCAACGGGACCCGCUGUGACUCGUGCAGUCGAGGGCACUGUGACUCCUUCCCCGGCUGCAAGACAUGUCCCUCAUGCUUCUUCACCCUGGACGCCCAAAGAGAGAAGCUCAGCUCCACUCUGGAGAAACUCUCCCUCAGAUUACCUUCCCGUCCCGUCGAUGGUGACCUUGGGAACUUCACACCUCGCAUUCGCGAACUGGAGACCAGCCUGAACCUGAUCCAGAACUCCAUCUCCCUUCCACCCAGUGUUGUCGUACAGGUUGAUGAUGCUCUCUCCGAACUCAACAAGCUCAGAGACCAGGUCGACAAGAUUAACAAUGACCUUUCACCUCUGGAGAGAGCUCCUGGUCUGAACUCAGAGCUGGACAGACUGCAGGCUCUGCUGGACAGCCUCAUUCUCGAACACAAAGCCAAGAUGGAUGCAAAGAACAACUCUGUCGGUCAAAACAAUACAGGAGCAUUGUCUGCAAUUAGGAACGCCUACAAUGAGUCCACAGAUGCAGCCAAGAAGGUGAUUUCCACCAAGAAGCCGCUGAAGGAGUCAGCUGAUAUCAGAGAAGCUACUAUGGACCUCCAAAAUAAAGUUCAGCCAGGCAACACGGGAGACCUGCACAAGCUGAACCAGAGCAUGGCCUCCCAGCCCAAUCUCACUCCUGCUGCCAAACAGGUCUGUGGCAGUGUUCGCUCAGAACCAUGCACCCCUCUGCAGUGUGCGGGCGGAGAUCUGUGUCCACCGGAUGGAACCCCACCUUGUGAGAAGAGUCAGGUGUGUGUAGGCGCCCUGCCUUUGACCAAGAGAGCUGACGCUGAUGCCAAAGACGUGAAAGACCGGCUGGACAAGCUCACAGGGAAGAUCACAGAUGCUGCAGAUAAGCUCCAGAAAACACAGGAGACAACCAACGAGGUAAGAAAGUCUGCAGAGAAGCUUUCCAACAAGCUGAAGCAGGCCAGAGACGGGCUAGAAGACGACUUGAAAGAGACGCGGGACGUUUUGAACAAGCUCAAAGAUUUCCUAUCAGACCCGUCCUCCAACUUGACCCAUAUCCAGGAGGUGAGUGACUGGAUCCUGAAUGCCAAACUGCCUCUCAACCUGGCAGGUCUGAUGAGAAAGCUGGAGGAGCUAAAGAAUCUGGCGGCCAAUCUACCAGACAGCUCAUCUGUGUUGAAUGAGGCCGAGCCGCAGCUGGACGCGGCCCGGAAACUGCUGCAAGAGGCCCAGGACGCCAGGGAUACGGCACUGGGAGUAAAGGCCGAUGUGGACGGGUUGCUGGAUGGCUUUGGCUCGGUAGAGGGCUCGCUCUCUGACCUGGAGGGCAGACUGCAGGACACCAUGGACGACAUAGACAACCUGAACACCAACCUGAUCGAGGUAGAAAAACAGCUUACCCCAGCUGAGAAGGCUCUUGAUGAUGCAUCAAAACUAAUAACGCCAAUGAAGCCUCAGCUGGACGAGCUCAAGGACCUGCUGCAGACUGUUGCCCCAUUGGCCCAGAAUCUUAAGGAUAAUGCAGAAAGUGCUGAGGAUGAAGCAGCUGCUGCAAACAAGGACCUGUUGACCCUGGAGGAGCAGCUGGGCCGUCUAAAGGACCAGGCUCCACCCACUGGGUCAGAAGGAUCGGAGUUGGGGGAUCGAGUGGAAAAGCUGCGGGAAGAAGCUGGAGCUCUCGUCAACUCCACUAACGACAUGAUGAAGGCUCUGGAAGGUAAAGCGGAAUCUCUCCGUGGGCUGCAGGAUGAGGUCCUUCAGAAGUCAACAGAGCUUGAAGGACUCGACGUUAAGCUUAAAGAACUUUUGGACCAACUUCGUCAGAAGGGUGAAGACCUCAGCACCUGUCAAGGCUGAAAGCCUCGGAGCAGAGCAGCAUCUGCUCCUGCCGCUUCACACCAGCUGCGCCACGUUCAUGACCUCCUACGGGGAGCAAACUAUCCACUUUAGGAAGGGGACCAUUCCGUCCUCUUCUCUGACAGUUGUCAAAUAAUUGUGGGCAAUGUAGAAAUUUCUAAUUGGGGGUUGAUUGACUUAAAGUUGGCAUUGCCUGUUUGUGAAGAACAUGGAUUGGCAGAAGCUAGGGUUGGUUUUGCAUUCGGUAUUUUUUAAGUGACAUGGUAUACGGAGUGAUUGUUACAUGGUUAAUAUAUAGAGCACAACAGGAGAGUGAGUCUGCGUGGGUGGGGUGGUGGAUAUACAAACACAGCAUUUUCCUGUGUUUGUAUAUCCAGGUGACUGAUGUUUGUGUCCUGUGUGAAGACUAAAGUUAAUCCUGGACAAUAUGUAAUGUAUUUCUCAAUAGCCCUAGACAAAAAGCUUUGUUACUAAACAUAAACCUAGCACAACAUUAACCGGGUGGCAUAUGGGUUUUUCUGAAAGCACUAUAAUAAUCAGAUUGAUAUGGAAUCUAUAGCUGGUAUAUUGAAUAAUACCCUUUGAAUGUCAUGUGACGUGAUUUUCAUCAUGAGUCAUUAUAGAAAAAGACAAUAACUUCUGACUAGCUGGGAGCAAAGACCGCAAACACAUUUUAUUUAUCAACGGCAAAACACUCCACCGCAUUGCACCUGAAUUAUUGAAU